AUGACGCUUUACAAGGCUAAGGCUAAGCUCCAAGGCUGGCUGUUUGUCCUGAACGUCCCGUUUCCCACUGCUCGACUGGCUACAACCGCUCUCAAGGCCAUUGAGGUGGACCCUGAACUCUCCCCACUCGUCAGGCGACAGCUCACCGUUGUCCCGGCGCCGACGUCCAAGUCAACCCAAGGUUCACCAACUGGUCAAGAUGCAGAUGCAGAUGCAUGGCUCCUCGAGGUUCAGUACAGAGCAACCACCAAUCGAAUGCUCCGUGUAGCUGUCAACGGCUUUAUGGAGAGUUUGAAGCUUUCUGUGGAGGCUAUGGAGCAUCUAGAUGCUGAUGUCCUUGUCCAACAACAACAAUAA
Fusarium coffeatum is the source of this 357-nucleotide messenger RNA. RefSeq lists its product as uncharacterized. Bases 1 to 357 code for a protein of 118 amino acids. The transcript has 2 exons. Lineage: Eukaryota; Fungi; Ascomycota; Sordariomycetes; Hypocreales; Nectriaceae. The record is from RefSeq and is a predicted model, not a curated record. Gene Ontology annotation, cellular component: EKC/KEOPS complex.